GUUUAUUUUUAGAUGUCAUUUGAAUUCCAUAGGAACAAUUCCACCAUAGAUAAAUCAGAUAGAAGUGGAACUUGUUACCUGAAUCCUAGAUCCAUAAAAGGUGACCAUUUAAGAUGGAAAAGCAAUACCGGAGAUAUCAUAUGUGAUCAAACUAAUGGAUUAAGUAUUCCUUCUACAGGAAUAAUGUUAAUAUUCAACAUAUUACAAAUGAAAUCCAACCAUAAAACGUUUGACGAUUGUAUAAUACACACAAUGAAAAGAGGAAACACAACUUUAUUUACCAAAAGGGUGAAUUUUAAGCACAAACAGAAGGAGGUUUUCGAGAGUAGUUAUUUUUUCAUGGCUGUGAGACUUGAGAAAUACCAGACUAUUGAGGCUUCACUGUCAGAUGUGUCACUGUUAUAUCCAAUGAAGAAAACAAACGUGCUUGGAUUUUACAGCAUAAGUUAAAAAUAACUUCUGGAAUAUCAGCUGAUAACCUGACACGAACAUUAUUAGUGGUAAAAUCACCGUUCAUAGCAUAGCAGCAUAAUUGGUUUAUGGAACUAGAGUUUUUAAUCGAUUUGUAAACCAGUUACUGGUAUAUGAUGCAUGGAUAUAAAAGUGAAUUGAUGCAAUUUGCGAUCGUAUAGUUCAUCAAAUUAGUACAAUGUCAUUAUUAUAACGUAUACAUCUUAGCGAUUAUUUUGUUAAAAACAACAUACACGACAGUAUUAGAACUUAUUUCCUAUAUAUAUGUGUGUAUAUAUAUGUUAUUUAGUUUGUUAAGAACAACUAGUUAUAGGUAGCGCGGAAGUAUACGAAAUGUGACCACAAUCUUAAUUGGAAAAACUGCAACCCAAAAUGGAACUACCUCAGAUAUAAAAAUGGCUUUUUAAACUUAUUUUCUAUUUACAAAAAAAGUUUGAUAAAUUCCCUUCUCAGGAGGGAUAACUCAGGCUACCGCCAAACAAUUGUGCUUGUUAAUUUCCAUUUUCAAUUGGAGAAUUGGCCAUCUUUUUCUAUUUAUUUUUUCAAAAAUUGUUGAUAAUUCAAUUCCCACAUAUAUAACUUCAAAGUUGUAUGAUGUUGUAUUUGUUCUGUUCACAUUCGUUUCUAUAUACAAUCCUUAUAAAACGAAUAACCUCCGUCCUAGAACAUUGUGAUUCGUUUGUUAAAUGAACAUAUGUAGUGUUAAUAUACAUUUCAUUUUGGAUAUAUAUACAUAAAAAAACGAGUAAUGAUAUUUCUGUCUAUAGUCCAAUACUACAACAAUACCUCUUUGGUUAAGCUCUUUAAUGUAAGCAGCAUGUUUUA
Mytilus trossulus (common blue mussel) is the source of this 1296-nucleotide messenger RNA. RefSeq lists its product as uncharacterized. Bases 13 to 450 code for a protein of 145 amino acids. The record is from RefSeq and is a predicted model, not a curated record. Gene Ontology annotation, molecular function: protein binding. NCBI's taxonomy places the organism in Eukaryota, Metazoa, Mollusca, Bivalvia, Mytilida, Mytilidae. The transcript has 2 exons.